UUGUUGCUUUGCUGAUACCAAUGAGUAGGUGGGAACUGAAUCUUUAAAACAGUAUUUCAUUCAGAGAGCUGGCAGUGUUAGAUGAGUUUUCCACCUCAUCUCCAGCUGGCAGAUGAGAAUAAGAAUAGGGGUGAGGUAGAACAAGAAAGAUGGUCAAUUAUUAGGGAGUUCAGUCUUGCCCCCUAGUCAGCCACAUUUUGAGACUUGUGUAGUUCCGUAAGGAGAAGAAUUUAGCUGUAGGAAGAAAUAAACAGUGAGAAAUUAGAUGACCUCAAACAGCUAGAGCAAUUGUUACUUAAUGACAGAGAGGUGUUGUUUGUUUUUCUGACUAGGUCAUGAUCAGGGCACAGAACCUAGGCACUCAGUGACCAGUGUUCAAGAGAAUAAGCAUUACUUGCUUUAGGCUGGGAUUUUUGUAGCUAAAAAUAGGAAUAGGGAGAAAGAGAUUUGUUUGGGGCAGAAUGACAAAGUUAGCUGUUUUCUUUAGAUAAGCUGUUUGGUCAAACUGCCAUGUCUGUUGUCUCUGGCACCACUGGGUAUCUGGGGUUGGGCCAGCUGCUUCCUGCAAUCAUCAAAUAGCUGUUUCCUAGAACUUUGAGCUCAGUUUUAGGACCUUGGCUUUUGUGGAGAUUCAUGUUUUUAAUUUGGAGGAAAUGUCACAACAAGAAAGAAGGCCUUUCUAAAUUCAACAAGAUUUAUGAAUUUGACUAUCAUCUGUAUGGCCAGAAUGUUACUAUGAUAAUGACUUCAGUCUCAGGACAUUUGCUGGCUCAUGAUUUCCAGAUGAAGUUUCGGAAAUGGCAGAGCUGCAAUCCCCUAGUCCUCUUUGAAGCAGAAAUUGAAAAGUACUGCCCAGAAAAUUUUAUAGACAUCAAGAGGACUCUGGAACGAGAGACUCAGCAUUGUCAGGCUCUGGUGAUCUGGACGGACUGUGACAGAGAAGGGGAAAACAUCGGGUUUGAGAUCAUCCAUGUGUGCAAGGCUGUAAAGCCCAGUCUACAGGUGUUGAGAGCCCGUUUCUCUGAGAUCACGCCCCAUGCCGUGAGGGCGGCCUGUGAAAACCUAACUGAGCCUGACCAGAGAGUAAGUGACGCCGUGGAUGUGAGACAAGAGCUGGAUCUGAGGAUCGGGGCUGCCUUCACGAGGUUCCAGACCUUGCGGCUCCAGCGGAUUUUCCCUGAGGUGUUGGCAGAGCAGCUCAUCAGCUAUGGCAGUUGCCAGUUUCCAACACUGGGGUUUGUGGUGGAGAGGUUCAAGGCCAUUCAGGCUUUUGUGCCAGAAGUCUUCCACAGAAUUAAAGUAACUCAUAACCACAAAGAUGGGACCGUAGAGUUCAACUGGAAAAGAUACCGUCUCUUUAACCACACAGCUUGUCUUGUCCUUUAUCAGCUGUGUGUGGAGGAUCCCAUGGCAACUGUGGUAGAGGUCAGGUCUAAGCCAAAGAGCAAGUGGAGGCCUCAAGCUUUGGACACUGUGGAGCUAGAGAAGCUGGCUUCUCGGAAAUUGAGAAUAAAUGCUAAAGAAACCAUGAGGAUUGCGGAAAAGCUCUAUACACAAGGGUACAUCAGCUACCCCCGAACAGAAACAAACAUCUUCCCCAAAGACUUAAACCUGGUUGCGUUGGUGGAACAGCAGACCCAGGAUCCACACUGGGGGGCUUUUGCUCAGAACAUUCUAGAGCGAGGUGGCCCUACUCCGCGAAAUGGGAACAAAUCUGAUCAAGCUCACCCUCCCAUUCACCCCACCAAAUACACCAGUGGCCUGCAGGGCGAUGAUCGACGACUGUACGAGUUCAUCGUUCGCCAUUUCCUGGCUUGCUGCUCUCAGGAUGCUCAGGGGCAAGAGACUACCGUGGAGAUCGACAUUGCGCAGGAACGCUUUGUAGCCCAUGGCCUCAUAAUUCUAGCGCGUAACUACCUGGAUGUGUAUCCAUAUGACCACUGGAGUGACAAGCUCCUCCCUGUCUAUGAGCAAGGCUUCUGCUUUCAGCCCAGCACUGUGGAAAUGGUGGAUGGGGAGACUAGCCCACCCCAGCUGCUCACCGAGGCUGACCUCAUCGCCCUCAUGGAGAAGCAUGGUAUCGGUACUGAUGCCACUCACGCAGAACACAUCGAGACCAUCAAAGCCCGGAUGUAUGUGGGACUCACCUCAGACAAGCGGUUUCUCCCUGGGCACCUGGGCAUGGGACUUGUGGAAGGUUACGACUCCAUGGGCUAUGAGAUGUCCAAGCCUGACCUCCGUGCCGAGCUGGAAGCUGAUCUCAAGCUCAUCUGUGAGGGCAAGAAGGAUAAGUUUCAGGUUCUAAGGCAGCAAGUGCAGAAAUACAAGCAGGUUUUCAUUGAAGCAGUAGCAAAGGCAAAGAAAUUGGAUGAGGCCUUGUCUCAGUACUUAGGAGAAAGGACAGAGGUGGCCCAGCAAGAAGAGAUGUACCCAGCCAUGCCAGAGCCUGUUCGGAAGUGCCCACAGUGCAACAAGGAUAUGGUCCUCAAGACCAAGAAGAGUGGUGGGUUCUACCUUAGCUGCACGGGGUUUCCAGAAUGUCGGUCAGCUGUGUGGUUUCCUGACUCCGUGCUGGAGGCCAGCAGGGACAGCAGUGUGUGUUCCGUUUGUCAGCCAGCCCCUGUGUACAGGUUGAAGCUGAAGUUUAAGCGUGGUAGCCUUCCCCCAACAAUGCCCCUGGAGUUUGUUGGCUGCAUAGGUGGGUGUGAUGAGACUUUGAAAGAAAUCUUCAGCCUGCGAUUUUCACGGGCCCCUCCAAGAGCCAGCCAGCCCUCUGGCCACCUGCAGGCCAGCCAGGCCCUCAACAGGAUGGACAGCAGUCAGCAUAGCCUGUCUCAACCUCUGGCUAACAGGCAUACUGGAUCUUCAAAGGCAGUGGCCCAGGCCUUACUACCAUCCAGUGCUGCUGGGGAGAGCAACUCUGUGACCUGCAACUGUGGCCAGGAAGCAGUGCUGCUCACUGUCCGCAAGCAGGGCCCCAACCAGGGCCGGCUCUUCUAUAAGUGCAGUGCGGGGGCUUGCAACUUCUUCCUGUGGGCUGAGAGCAGCCAUCCCACUGAAGGAGGAGGCCCCCCCAGCUCUGCAUCAAGACCCUCAGGCAACUCCGUCGGAUGCCCAUCAGGCUUUGGCAGCCACAUGGAUGGGUUUGGCAACCUUGGCAGUGACAGUGAUGGAAGUACAACCUGCCUGUGCGGGCAGCCUGCUGUCACACGGACUGUACAGAAGGAUGGACCCAAUAAAGGACGCCAGUUCCACACCUGCGCCAAGCCACGGGAGCAGCAGUGUGGCUUCUUUCAAUGGGUGGAUGAGAACGUGGCCCCAGGGAGUCUUGCAGCUCCACAGUGGCCAGGAGGCAGAGGAAAAUUCCAGAGACCAGAAGCUACAAACAAAAGACUGAAAGCUGGUACCUCAGAUGCAGGGGCUACAGCAAAAAAGCCUCGGAAAUGUAGCCUUUGCCACCAGCCUGGACACACCCGGCCCUUUUGUCCUCAGAACAGAUGAGGGCAGAUGAGGUGGAAGAGUUGCCUUGACCAGGAAAUGAACUAACUGGGUCCAGGUAGGCAUCCUGGUCCUGGAAACCUAGGGAGGUGCUGGAGUGGGCUUCCUUUGUUGAGGAGUACAAGGAUCGGUCACCUCUGGAGAAUCUGGCUGCUUCCACUGGCUAUUGCUCUGUCUGUGGCUCCGGGUGGCUAGCUGCUGAAAAGUGAGACGAUGUCAGUCAGCAUGUAGGCAGGGACUGACCUUGGGUGACCACUCAGGCCCUGACUGUGGCUGCUGUCUGCCAAGUGAGAAAGACUCUUCCAGCCAACAUGGGCACUGGGCAGCUGAGAAGUGGCUGUCUUGUGUAUCCACAGGCAUCCACUCCCGCUCCAUCUACAACACCCAGAGCUCAUGUGCCUUAAUAAAAAAUCCAUCCACUUUUCUGGUGGCGUGUGGUCUUGGGAUGCCAGCAAGAACCAGUGAAGGCCAAAUUUGCUUCUUCUGGGACUCUCCCCAUCCCAUCUCAGCACACUCUUGUCCCUGCUGUGGCUCGUCCCUUGAAGCUGGCAGCUUCUGGGCACUGGCCUUACAAACUUCCAGAAGAGCCAUGCUAGCUUUGUCUGCAGUUGAGAAGUGAAAUGCGAGUUGCUCCUUGAGUUACUAGUUCGUGAAGCAACUAAGGUUGUUGUCCGGUCAGAGCAAUAGCCUUCGCUUAGGCUAGUAGCUCCCAGCCUGGCUGGUGCAGGGUUUCACCAGUGAAUAUUCCUCCCGGUGUUCACUGGGCACCGUUUGUAGCCUGCAUUUAAGCUCUGACCUGGGUGGUCCACUACUCAGCUACUGGGCCUACCUAUUUGGUCACUUCACAUAAAACAACCUCAUGUACUUCUGUGCCUAGUUUCUUUUGGUUAGCAUAUGUUCAUCGGAUUUGUUGAGAUUGUGCUGAGUCAUGAUUCCACUGUCUUGAGACAGUUUCAUUGUAUAGUGUAGGCUGUAGACUUGCUUUGUACACCAGGCUGGCCUCAAAGUCACCAAGAUCCACCUGCCUUUCUACCUCUUCAGUGCUGGGAUUAAAGGUGUGUGUCACCAUG
Meriones unguiculatus (Mongolian gerbil) is the source of this 4568-nucleotide messenger RNA. It is a transcript of the gene Top3a, whose product is annotated as DNA topoisomerase III alpha. Gene Ontology annotation, molecular function: DNA binding; DNA topoisomerase type I (single strand cut, ATP-independent) activity; zinc ion binding. The transcript is spliced from 19 exons. The record is from RefSeq and is a predicted model, not a curated record. Lineage: Eukaryota; Metazoa; Chordata; Mammalia; Rodentia; Muridae. Gene Ontology annotation, cellular component: nucleus; chromosome. The coding region runs from base 634 to 3501 and encodes 955 amino acids. Gene Ontology annotation, biological process: DNA topological change.